Xenopus tropicalis (tropical clawed frog) is the source of this 3726-nucleotide messenger RNA. RefSeq names its product twinkle mtDNA helicase (gene twnk). The transcript is spliced from 5 exons. Gene Ontology annotation, biological process: mitochondrial DNA replication; DNA replication; DNA replication, synthesis of primer. The record is from RefSeq and is a predicted model, not a curated record. Gene Ontology annotation, molecular function: nucleotide binding; single-stranded DNA binding; hydrolase activity. Lineage: Eukaryota; Metazoa; Chordata; Amphibia; Anura; Pipidae. Gene Ontology annotation, cellular component: mitochondrial nucleoid; mitochondrial inner membrane; alpha DNA polymerase:primase complex. Bases 220 to 2253 code for a protein of 677 amino acids.
AGGAUGUUGGGCGCAUGCGUAAUUGUUGUUUUGAGGUCAAACGUGUCAUGGCUGCGCCCUAUGCGCACAUGUGUGCCGUCACCUGAGCGGGAAACCGGCACCCCGACCCAACGCGGCGAGUGAUAUGCGUGAGGCCAUGCCCGCUCAGUAAGGCGAGCUCUGCGGCCCGAUAAGAGUCACCCCUAUAUGAGAUGAAAGUGUGGACAUGUUGCGUGGAACAUGCAGCGCCUGUGGGUUAGGUGUAUACGCUGUGUAGUGCCCCAUCUGUCCCCCCAGCGGCUCCCGGCCAGGGGCUACCGCCUCGCCAGCUGCCUAAGGAAGCAAGAUGGCCGGAGCCCCCGUAAAGCCAUCCAGGUGCCGGGGGAACCAAUUCGUAGGCACUUUAAGAAGGGUCUCCUGACUGUGUUGGACGGCUCCCUGCAGCCGGUAACUGUGACGGAAAUCCGCCAGUAUCUCCGCUCCAAGAACGUGUCGUUCCGCGAUGGGUACAGCUGCCUGCACGUCCCCAGCCCCUUCACCCCGGAGCGGGACACCUGCCUCUUCAUUGACAAGACCACCGGGCGCUUCCUGUGCAAGGCCACACUGCUGGAGGGCAGCUGGGAAGACUUCCAGGACAGCAUGGAGCUGCUGCACAAGGAAGGCUGCUCCUACCUGAGCCCGGACAUCCUGGCCGGGUACCUGGCGGAGAGUGACUCGGACUCGGCGGAGGCUCAGCUGAAUGACAGUGAGGUGCGCAGGAUCUGGGACAAGGCCGUGUGGUUUUCUGACCUGGGGGAGGAGGAGGCCGAGCUAAUCAAGGCAAUGUACAACAUUACAAAGAUUGCCAACAGCACCCUUAAGAAGUUCGGGGUGAAGUGUUUCCAGCCUACCAAAAGCCUGGUGUUCCCAUGGUAUAACCCCAGGGAUUUCAGCCUGAAUGGCUUAAAGUUACUGUCUGCAGAGAGCCAUAAGCAGAAGAUCCAUUACACUGAAACCACCUUCCCAAGACCUGCCCGCUACUACAAUCUCUUUGGCCUCUGUGUCUCAGGAAAGAAGGAGACGGAGGUGGUGAUCACUAACGGUGAAGUGGACUGUUUAGCGAUACACCAGUCUACUGGGGUAACCACCUUAGCGCUGCCUAGGGGAGCCUCUUGCCUCCCCCCUGUCCUCCUACCCUAUCUGGAGCAAUUUAAGCGUAUCAUCCUGUGGCUAGGGGACGACCUGCGCUCCUGGGAAGCCUCCAAAUUGUUUGCUCGCAAAUUAAACAUGAAGAGAUGUUCCUUGAUCCGCCCUGGGGACAAGCAGCCCAGUCCUUUGCAGGCCCUUAAUGAUGGCUUGAAUAUCACUAAAAUCCUAAAGGCCUCUCUUCCUGCCAGCCACAAAUCUAUCAUCUCUUUCCGCCAACUCAGAGAAGAGGUAUUUGGGCAGCUGGAGAAUGCAGAUCAGGUUGCCGGAGUAAAAUGGGCACGAUUCCCCGAGCUCAAUAAACUUCUUAAGGGACACCGCAAAGGGGAACUGACUGUAUUUACAGGCCCAACUGGUAGUGGAAAAACAACAUUCAUCAGCGAGUAUGCUCUGGACUUGUGCAUCCAGGGGGUUAAUACAUUGUGGGGCAGUUUUGAAAUUAACAACGUGCGUCUGGCCAAGAUCAUGCUGACCCAGUUUGCUCUGCAGCGCUUGGAGGAGCAGCUGGACAAAUACGAUGAGUGGGCAGACAGAUUUGAGGACUUGCCUCUUUACUUUAUGACUUUCCACGGACAGCAAAAUAUCAAAUCUGUCAUCGACACCAUGCAGCAUGCCGUGUAUAUGUAUGAUAUUACCCAUGUGAUCAUUGAUAACUUGCAGUUCAUGAUGGGGCAAGAAAACCUUUAUACUGACAGAUUUGCUGCUCAGGACUACAUGGUUGGGGCUUUCAGGAAAUUUGCUACAGAUAAUAAUUGCCAUGUAACCGUAGUCAUUCAUCCCCGGAAAGAAGAUGACGACAAGGAACUGCAAACCUCAUCAAUUUUUGGCUCUGCAAAAGCGAGUCAGGAAGCCGAUAAUGUUCUCAUACUCCAGGACAGAAAGCUGGUAACUGGCCCAGGCAAGAGACACCUGCAGGUGGCAAAGAACAGAUUUGAUGGAGACGUUGGGGUCUUCUCCCUGGAAUUCAACAAGCCCUGUCUUUCCUUUGCUUCCACUAAGGGCAAGCAGAAAGUUAAGAAACUCAAUAAAGACGCUGAGACACCAAGUUCUAAAGCAUCAGAGGAAACACCAGCAAAAAAUAAGAAAUAAAAUUCUUUUGUAUAUGUUUAUGUUCUUAUUGCACUUAAGUUCCGUGUUUUUGGGCAACGUUUUAUUCCUCAGACCUGCAUCCCAGCACAUUCCAAGCGUGUCCUGCUGUGCUCCCAAACACGAACUGUGUCCAGCAUUUCAAUUUGCCAUCACUCUGGCUGCCAAGCCAGACCCAGGGGAAGAACAGAAUAGUAUAGCCUGAUAGCACUGUUAUACAGCAACAUUACUCCAUAGGGGUAAUGAGAGACAUUUAUAUUUGUGUGACAAAUAAUGUUCUGAGUUAAUCUGAAUUGUAGGUGAACUUGAUAAACAGUAGAAGGAAUCGGAAAGUGUUUACGGUGUUCAGGCUACAGGAUAGGCUUCAUAAACAUCGUUGGAUAGGAUACCAUGCAAUGUUGUAGCACAGGGGUCUCACACUAAGAGCCCCCACGCUCUUGCAACUUAGCUGGAAGCCUCAGUCUCCAAUGUGGGGCAUUUAGAUUUUGCACACCUCCUGGGCUGGGGCAAGAGCUGGGUUUAUAGCACAAAGCUGCCCACCAUGGAAUUUUGUGACAUAGUGUAGCUGAAGGUGCUAUACACAUGUCCUUAGCAGUGCUCUUCAGUACCCAACUGGAAACUUUUGGAGGUGCUUAUAGACUACAUAAUGUAGUACCUGUCCAAUUUAUUGGUCUGCCCCUGCUGCUAAAUAAAUCUCUAAGUCCACCAAUCAUGCUGAAAUAGUGCAUUUAAUAUCCCUUAUAUGUGAGGACUUUCAUAAACUGAAAACCAAUAGAUACAUAGUGGAUCUUUCAUAUGCUGACAAUAAGAUUACUUGUAUUACUUCCUCCUAAACUAGGGGUCUCUAUACAGGAGCUGGAGGGCCACCGUUUGAGAAUUCCUUAGUAUUUCAUCUGCAGGAUGGGUGAGGUUUCUGGGCAUGGAAAAAUAUUUUGGACAGCAUUGACUUUCUUUAUUCAAAGUAGUGUGUUUUAUAUCCUAUUUAUAUUUUAACUGUAAUCGUAUGUCUGUUGAAGCAAUGCUAUUACAAAUAUGUUUGUUUAAAAAAAAAAAAAAAAAAUGCAAAUGUGUAAUUUGUCAAAUUAUUCUCUCUUUUAAUUGUACUGAACAAAUAUCUGGAAAGGUGAAUCAGCCCACUGUAAGGGUCUCUCCCAUAUUUGUCACUGAAUGUUCCAUGCUUUAUUCACUUCUGUUUCUGUGCUUGACAGAUGAUCUUCCCAGGACUGUGCUCUAAUGGAAGUGACAUAUAUAUGGAAUUACAUCGCUGUGACUGAUGCCUUUAGUUACCAAACCUGACACUGUGAAGUCCAUGUUAUAUUAUGUUAGAAACAUCCUAGGAGAUCCUGGGUUGAUCUGACAACCAUAUAUUAUUUUUCUAGUCCGUUACCGUCACACUUUAAUAUAUUGUUACAGGUAUGGGGAUCUAUUGCCUGGAAACCUAUUCUCAAGAGAGCUCUAAAUACACUAAUGCCAUUU